Eurytemora carolleeae is the source of this 2493-nucleotide messenger RNA. RefSeq lists its product as uncharacterized. Gene Ontology annotation, molecular function: serine-type endopeptidase activity. The transcript has 23 exons. The record is from RefSeq and is a predicted model, not a curated record. Bases 586 to 2478 code for a protein of 630 amino acids. Gene Ontology annotation, biological process: proteolysis. NCBI's taxonomy places the organism in Eukaryota, Metazoa, Arthropoda, Copepoda, Calanoida, Temoridae.
AUAGAAGUGAUUGUGACUUUUCAAUAUUUAUUGCAUUAUGAAUAAAUAUUUAUCUAAUAUUCUUCACAAUAGUAUUACAGAAUUGUGUCCUGUCAUCAUUGUAAGUACAUAAAUCUCCUUAUCAAUUCUAGCUGAAUCCAGAUUUACAAUCUGACUACAACUUGGUAUGUGUUUAAAGUAUAAUACAUUGCUGUCUACAUUGGAUUUAAAGACAACUGUUGUGGGCAGUAUUCAAAAAAAAAUGUAUUCUGAAAUAAAUGUAGGGCUAGACGUGUUCCUACUUUAUAAAUUGUUCAUUCCAUUCUACUUUCUUUGAUCCUGUAAAAAAGUUAUUGUCCCCCAGGAACAAAGCCCCAGCCCUUUAGAUAAGACUGACACCAGUUAUCUAACCUUAGUAGUAUUGGCAGACUAUUCCUUUUUAUGGAACAUUCAUCAAAUGCUGUUUUUCGAUUUUUGGCAUUAUUAUUAAUUCAUGAAGCAUUUCUCUUCUAAAUUUCUCUAAUUAUAAAUAACAACUAAUCUCAGGUUUCAUAAUGCUGGAGUAUGUUAAUCAGUUGGAAGAAUUAGUGAUAAAAUGCAUGAAAAAUGAAGCAAGUUUCAAACAUGUUCAUAUGUUUGGGGAUUCUUUAUUGCUUGAUUAAAGUUUUAGAUGGCCAACCAAAGCCAAAACCCAAAACAAAGCCAAAACCUAAACUUCAAAAGAAUUCUGAAAUAUUUGAUUAUGGGUGCCCAUGUGGGGAGAGAGAUGUUACUGAGGAAGAGUUAAGAGAUUGUGCUAACUCCCAGUUAGCUCCUGACGAAGAGGGUAAGAAGCAAACUGACCAAAGAAUAGUUGGGGGGUGUGAUGCUGGAAAAACUGGUUGGUUUGUAUCCAUAUCUAUGGAGUUUACUACUGAAGUGAGAACAGCAAGAUGUGGCGGAUCUUUAAUCAACAAGUUUUGGGUAGUGACUGCAGCACAUUGUUUCUGUAAUGAGUAUUUUACAUGUCAUCGAACAGAGACAGGAGGUUUUAGAGUUGAUGAUUACACACUUGGCCAAACUUCUAUGUAUAUUGGGGCGGAUAAGUUUGAUGUCAAGAGUAAUACCAAUCCUGACAUUGCUGACCCACCAAGCAAAUUUAGAUUCAGGCCAGCAGAAAUAAUUAUCCAUCCAAGAUUCAAUUCCUUAAGAUCAGUAACAUUUUGUAUAGUAACAUUUGGUCCAGUUAAUGCAAGUAAGAUUAGCUCACUACGACAAGAUUAUGAUAUAGCACUUGUAAGGCUAGAUUAUCCAGUUAUGGAUGAAGAACAUGGAAUUGGAGUACUAAAAACUGUGUACGGGGAUCACUUUCAUAAGAAUACUAUUAUGCCUAUCUGCCUUCCACCUCCAAACUUCAAAGAUACUGGAAUCCAGGCCAAAUCAAUUGGAAUGGGCCGAGUCAAAAGUAAAAAUACCUGCAUUACAGAUGCAAAUGGUCCAGUGGUUUACACAAAAUGUGCAAAACAAUGGGUUGGCUAUAGACCAGAGGACCAACUUAAAGAUAAUAUAACUGGAAACUUUCUGAAAAUGCACACAGCUUGGAUAGAUAAGAGGUCAGAUAGAGAUACAGAGACUUUUAACUGUGAUGUCCAAAACCAUCCCCCCAGCUACUUGAAUAAAGUUUGUGUAGAAUUCAACAACAAAUUGAAUAAAUUGCAAGAAAAAGCCAAAAAGAAGGAACUCUUGACAACCGAGGAUGUUAAACAACUGAAAGUCUACAAAAUAAGUCAGGAGAUGCUUCUGCUUCCGACGAAAAACCUGACAAAAAUAGUUGCCAUGAAGAACAAUGACACUCAUUGCUUUUCAACCUUUCCCUCAGCAGAUGGUUGGUGUGCUACUUGCAAUCCUAAUGCUACUAAGAAGGAUCCUGGAUACUGUUCAUCUGAUCCAGGCGAAGCUGAUACAAUUGCAAUACCUGAAGUUGACAAGGGCUGGGGGUUUUGCUCAUCACAUUGUACACUAUCUGAGGGCCUAAAGGAGAAAUUAAAGAUGGCUAAAAUCAGCAUUCUUGAUGAGAAAACUUGUGCAGCUCUGGGUAAUAUUAAAGCUACUGAUGGGAGCCAGCUAACGGUCAACACAAAGACAGAGCUGUGCGGAGCAUUCAUGAGCACGAUGAAUGUAUCAAUGUUUAACUAUACUGACACACCACAUACAGAAAGAGAAUUCAGUUUGUUUGAUGACAAAAAUGAGAAAUUACGUAAGACUGGUUUUCUGAGGUCUACCAGAAUCGACAACAAUAAAGGUUUGGGAAAUUACUCAGUUCGAACUAACAUGGUGCUUGGAGGAACAGACACUUGUCAAGGGGAUAGUGGAGGUCCACUGUGGACUGAUUCAGAUCUAGAGACGAAUAAUGGAACACUCAAGAAUGUUGCAGUUCUCAUCGGAAUAGUCAGCCGUGGAAAAGGUUGUGGUGAAGUAAACUAUCCAGGUUUAUAUACAAGGAAUCAUUCAUACCUAUAAAAAAACGAUACCAUG